AUGGAAGGAGUACCGUCAGCUACGAAGUUCAAACACGAACCCCUCCCGGAUUCGAAUACACACAUACGACUGCUAGAAAUCCAGGGCAUCGAUGCAUAUGAUCAUGUAGUUUGUCUUCUUACCGCCUGGCCAGUUGAACAAGCUCCAGAUUACUAUGCUUUGUCAUACACCUGGGGCUCACCUAAUUCAAGUCAUGAAAUUAUUAUCAAUGGAUGUAUCUUCAUGGCAGGUCGAAAUUGCGUCUAUGCGCUCAGACAGGCGCUUUCAACGAAAGCGAGCAGGUAUUUCUGGAUGGACGCUCUCUGCAUCGACCAAAGCACCACACAGGAAAAGAGUCACCAAGUGGGUAUGAUGGCACAGAUAUACGCAAGAUCGCGACAUGUAUUGGCGUGCGUUGGG
Molecule: messenger RNA, 399 nt
Organism: Alternaria alternata
Lineage: Eukaryota; Fungi; Ascomycota; Dothideomycetes; Pleosporales; Pleosporaceae
Product: HET-domain-containing protein
Exons: 2
Source: RefSeq, a predicted model, not a curated record